GGAACCAUUUAAACAAUCGGCUUUUGUUUCCUACAAGUUAUAUGCUUCGGUAGCUCUUCAUGAUUCACUGUCUGAGGUUUACGUUCUACCGACGUAGAAGCACCUGCAUUGUCAACUGAUCCCGUACUAAAAGCUAGCUCCCGCUCCAGACGAUACCACUGACGAUUGACGUUGGUAAAGUUGCUGUGCGUCCCUAACUUUCAUUUAUAAAAGCUGAUUUUGGUUUCAGCCUUGAGCGAUGCUAGUUCUUCUGUUUAUGCUGUUGGUUGUGGUUGAGUUAGGAUGGGCCGCCCAGUGUGACAAGUGGUCUGGACCUGCUGGAACUGUAGAAUGCAUUCAGAUACAGCGGUACAAUAACGAAUACCAGUGGGCGACGUGCUUGACAGAUGUAUACAUUAAGCUAAAGAGUAACCACACACACCUAUGUAUUGACCGAACUCGAGUUUACUGCUGGUACCAGUGUAUGCUUGAAGAGAAUAACAAGGAAGAUGGACCAGUGACGAGCGAUUGUUCCUGUUCUCCCAGCAAUCCAACCUCAUAUCCAAACACCCUCACGCCUACCACAUUACUGCCUUCACAGUGCUAUAGUCCACCAGGGGAUUCCUGUGGUUGGUACCGCAACUGCUUGGAAAGAAAGUAUCCCUGUGAAGCUACAAGUAAUGGAUAUGCAAUAAGAUACGCUGAGAAUUUUUGCAACCUGUAUAACGAGAACCUUGGAAAAUUCAGUCUUACCGGAAAAAACUGGGUUAAUGGGGUUCGUAAAUGCCUCCAAGUCUCACUGGUGCCACUAUUACGGCCAUGGGCCAACCCAACCUGUAAAGAGAUACGAGACAGAGCAUUCGCCUCCCACACACCAUGUUACCUGUAUCCAGACAAAGGUGUGCCGUCCGUCUGUGAUCUCGACUGCCACGAUUACUACCAGAUCUUUUGGACCAUCAAGGGUUCCUUUAUCAAAGUCGACACACUCUGGGAAUCUCUCAAGGGAAUGUGGAACAUAGGAAAUGAAUGUGGAUGGUCUGCUAACAACAAGAAAUGCUACAGAGAGCUAAAAGAUGGCCCAGUCAGAGCGAUCAAGAUGAAGAUCAAAAGGUUUUUGCGAUUAAGACGCUCAACUGAUCCUCUUCCUGAGUCUGAUGCUCAAAGUCGGUUCGCAGAAGGAGUUGGCUCAGCCAUUGCGAGUGCCUUGAGGUGGAACUCAGAAGUGAUGGACUGGCUCGCCUAUACUGGGAGAGUUGAAGAUGCAGAAAACCUGGAAAUGGUCGUCUUAUUAGCGGAUAAGAAAGCCCUGGGUAUCGUUUUGACAUCCAUUCCAUUCGUCGACUUCAAUCAGAUCAUUCAAGUAUUUGCCUCAGCUGUACGAAAGGGAGCGCUCCCGUUGAGAGUGGAGGGACACAAUGUCUGGGUAAGGACCUUGGCCUCGUGUUCUGAUAAAGCCUGCAACAGCACCCAGACACUGGCAGUGUCAGACAAGCCCCCAAACUGGAAUGGUGCUGCUGAGAUCUCACGCGGUAAAGUUGUCAUGUGUGGAACCAUCGCUGUGUUGAUCAUGAUGAUAAACAAACUGUUUUAUUAAAAGCAUACACACCCGUGUCGGGAAGCUUUAUUUUUUCUGUUUCUUGAGCGUAGAAACAUAGACUAAUCACGCGUACUAGUAGUUGUUAGAACGGUCUGUCACACGCUGGACUUAAUGCUUAAUACCUUGUGGCUGAAACCUUUCGAGUCCCUAUCUGUUGUCAAAAGGCUUUACCGAAAAAGUCACGGUACACCUCGCUAGUUUUACUCUUGCAACACUUGCAUCAAUCAAAGCGAUCAUUAGCUUCAGCAUGUAUAUGUUAGGCCAGGUCAUGGCACUGGACCCUCGAGACAACACUGCAGCAGCACUUCCACUUAAUUAAAAACUCAGGACUAGAGCCACGAUUCGAUUCAGGGCCACAGAAUAGAAGCUCUUUUUCAGAGUUCACGAAAGGGAACAAUUCAAGUACUGUGAUAAAUCGAUUAGAUGUGUUCUAGAUUUCUAAUCUGUCGGUAUUAUUGCCAUAAAAAGACUUCAGAGUGUGAUAGACCUUUAAAUUAACUGACAGUUAUUCGAAGUCGUAGGAUAUAGAGGAUUUUAUAACCAAACACAGAAUCUCAAUUAAAUUCAUUGGAUGAUAGUUCCACCAAUACUACGUGUUGUUAAAGGAAGUGUAAAACCUGUUUGUCAAGUAGAUAAGAGACGUAAUCAGAGAGGUCACUCACAAACAAGGGUAGUAUGUUUGAUUAUCAGAUAAAAUCGGUGUCUCUUAUAUAGUAUAGUGCUUUUCUCUAAAGGAAGGACCAACAGAUAAGGGUAUCGUUGUUACUAUGAUACAGAGUGAAUAAACACAGACCGACCUUUAGCAUGAUUGGUUCAUGAAUCAAGUUUAAUCUUUAUAUAAAGGCCUUCUGAAAUGAUGUAACCUACUUAUAUCUUAAAACACGCAUAUAGGCACGAGUGGCUGUUUUCGACCUUUUGUGUCAGUUUAGAACUGUAACGAUUUUGCUAUUUCGAAUAUUCCUAUCUAGUAAAUAGAGUAACGCCAUUAUAUAAGCGUCUUAGACUAUUAUAACCAAUGUUAACCAUUAAAAGUAUUUAACCACAAUGAAA
Molecule: messenger RNA, 2626 nt
Organism: Stylophora pistillata
Lineage: Eukaryota; Metazoa; Cnidaria; Anthozoa; Scleractinia; Pocilloporidae
Source: RefSeq, a predicted model, not a curated record